Messenger RNA from Carlito syrichta (Philippine tarsier), 441 nucleotides. RefSeq names its product age-related maculopathy susceptibility 2 (gene ARMS2). The record is from RefSeq and is a predicted model, not a curated record. Lineage: Eukaryota; Metazoa; Chordata; Mammalia; Primates; Tarsiidae.
AUGUUACACUGUCUCUACCCAGAAUGAUCUGUAACUGAGAAGAAAGAGGGGAAAGGAGGGCCUGGGACAGCGAAUCUGUCCUCCUUGGUGAUACACGUGUCCUUCACUCCCAUCCUGGAAGACUCUGUGCUGGAUACUGGAGUGGGGGCAGAGGGAGUCGGUUAUAGAUAGAGGGGCAAACUGUGUCUUCAUCACUCCAUGAUUCCAGCUGCUGAAAUUCACAUGAGUUCCAGCUAUCAUUCCUUCUCUCCUGCCCUCUCUCUCCUUCUCCACACCAUGCCCUCAGACAGCUGCCUUCUAGUCCUGGCGGUCUUUCCAACACAGGAGUCUGACCACAUCCCUCUCCUGAUUAGACCUAAAGCCCUAGAAGAAGCCCUGGCUCCCCUAUAUUUAACAAGUAGUAACAGUGACUGUCCCUGCAGUGCCUUUGCCUACCAUUGA